AACAACAGAAUUCACUGCACCUAACCUGCUUUGACAGUAAAACCUUAACAGAGGAUGAAGCGACAGAGAGAUGAACAAGAAAAAAUGGACAUAGUGUGGCAAACUCCCGCUAAUCCUCCGCAACGCCAUGAUUACAUCUUCCGCGACGGGAUAAGAUAUGUUAGACCCUACUACUUUGAAUUCAUAUCUCAUGCGAAGAAUAGGUGGGCGGGGAAGACGAUUGUAGAUUUAUUUGCAGAGGAAUUCAAAGGACGGCCGCACGAUUAUUAUGUGUCUGCUGUGAAAGCUGGACGGAUACAAGUUGAUGGACAGAUAGUACCUGUUUCGUAUGUAGUUCAGCCAUCACAAAAAAUAAGCCACUUUUUGCACAGUUGUAGGCAUGAACCACCAGUGAUGGCAUUGAAUGUUGAGAUUCUCCAUCAAGAAUCAGAUGUCUUAACUGUUUGUAAGCCUGCAUCAGUUCCAAUCUCCUCUCUCUGCCACUUUCUCAAAUUAGGUGCAUCCGUGUGGACAAUAUCGCAAGAACACUGUUGUAGGUAUCCUUCAGGCAGAGUAUGACUUGGCCCCAUUAUUUCGUAUCCUACCUCUUUUUGGCAGAGAUGAGUAGCAUAAAUGUUCAACUAAUUUAAGGUUGUGCCAAACUUUGUGGCGGAGUUCAUAUCUUAUUUUUUUG
Molecule: messenger RNA, 673 nt
Organism: Olea europaea var. sylvestris
Lineage: Eukaryota; Viridiplantae; Streptophyta; Magnoliopsida; Lamiales; Oleaceae
Product: RNA pseudouridine synthase 7-like
Exons: 6
Coding region: 55-558 (167 amino acids)
Biological process (GO): pseudouridine synthesis
Molecular function (GO): pseudouridine synthase activity; RNA binding
Source: RefSeq, a predicted model, not a curated record